Microbotryum saponariae is the source of this 1052-nucleotide messenger RNA. NCBI's taxonomy places the organism in Eukaryota, Fungi, Basidiomycota, Microbotryomycetes, Microbotryales, Microbotryaceae. The record is from the annotation of a GenBank genome assembly.
AUGUCGGAUGAUCACGAGCGGGAGACGGCACGGUUGUAUCGCGUAUCGCGGACGAUCCACGAGCUCGUUCGCGACCGGGUGAGCUGUCCGAUCCUGUUUAUAGUGUUAGCUUACGUGCCUCAUGCUAAUCGUUGUUCUGUGCAACGUGACUAGGGCUUUGAGAUUGGUGACGAGGAAAUCACCAUGUCGUUGGGCCAGUUCAAGGGGCAAUACGGCACUGCUGUCGAGUCAGUGAUCCGCUCUACCCCCGCUCCUUAGCUCAGUGAUCAGCAGUAGCAUGCGUCUGACCUCGAUACUGGGCUAUCAUCUGAUGACAAACACUGCAGCAAAGCAAAGCUCAACUUUACCGCCGCGCUGGCUUCGGAUCCGUCGAUCAAGAUCUACGUCUUUUACGCCGACGAGCCGAGCGUAGGGAUAAAGACCAUGCGAAAGUCAGUUGUUGCAGAGAAGGUGGGAUAUGUUAUGUUGAUGCAAGCUCGAGAAUCCAGGCUGAUUGCUUCAUGGCUGGGGGCGUUGACAGGUUCAUCGGCAUUCUGGAGGAGCAGGCGAUCGGGAAGGGCAUCAUCAUUUACAAGACCAACAUGACCCCUUCCGCCAACAAGGUGCGAAAUCAGAGACGAUACCGAGAAUGCAUUUGAAAGCGAGUCUGAUGGUUCUUGUGUGACUUCGCUACUUGCAGGUCAUCUCGGCGAUGGUAUCGCAGUUCACGAUCGAGGCAUUCCAGGAAUCCGAACUGCUCGUCAACAUCACCCACCACACCCUCGUGCCUAAACACGAGGUGCUAUCGACCGAAGAGAAGAAGGAGUUGUUGUUGAAGUAGUCAGUCCAUUCACGAAACUUCGGGUCGUGGCCCUGUUAUUCCGACCGACUGAUCAUCGCUCCGCGCCGAUUUUUUCAACGACACCAGCCGGUUAAAAGACACGCAACUGCCUCGCAUCCAACUCUCGGACCCGGUCAGCCGUUACUACGGUCUCCGAAGGGGUCAAGUCGUCAAGAUCACACGACCUUCCGAGACCGCGGGGAGGUACGUCAGUUAUCGGUUGUGCCUGUAA